GUGGUUUCCGGUCUCACACCCCGACAUUACAACAACAAGACAGGCAGACGAGCCGAGUCGAGCUGGGACGGUGAGACGACCGGACUGAAGGACUGAACAGAAAUCAUCAAACUGAACACAGAAGAAAUCCCUUCAGUACAGAGGGAGUCCACCACCUGCCCCCACAGAUGAGGCCCAUGUUGUGAAGGGGGAACCACCGCCCCCCAGCCCACCGACAGGACUGUUUGAGGUGUGUCUGAGAUCGGGAUGGAGAGGAUUUGAGGAACCUUGGUCCUCAGGUGAAUCCUGAGUUGUAACUAAGCUCAGCUGAGCUCAGAUUCUCCAGAGCCCACCCUGAGAGUAAUAUGAGCCAUGGACUCUGGGGCUCUUGAUAGUCCUGUAACCUUGGUCAUUAAGGCCCCCAACCAGAAGUAUGAAGACCAGACCAUCAACUGCUUCCUCAACUGGACUGUGGAGAGGCUGAAGAGCCACAUCUCUAAAGUGUACCCCAGCAAACCGCUUUCCAAAGACCAGCGGCUGGUGUACUCAGGGAGGCUCCUUCAGGAUCACCUGCAGCUCAGAGAUGUGCUCAGAAAGCAGGAUGAAUACCACAUGAUGCAUCUAGUGUGUGCCUCUCACAGCCCCCCAGCCUCGCCCAUGCCUCGGAGCCCCUCCAUGGCCAGCUCUUCAGCCUCCGACUCCAGCAGUUCAGACAAUGCUGGCUCCCCCUCACCUGCCAACACACCGAAUCAGGACAGCCAGCCAGCCUCUUCUUCCUCCUUUCCUUCUGUCCCGAGGAGCUACGAUGGUCUGAGGUAUCGUGGCGGCUUUCCCCAGUACAAUCCUCACAUCCCGUCUGCUGUCCCUCAGUGGCCCAAUGGAGCCCAGGUCCCUCUGCAAGGCGGCCUUCCUGCCAACAUGCCCCCCCACCCCAUGUACAUGCCCAUGCAGAUGCUGUGGUGGCAGCAGAUGUACGCACGCCAUUACUACAUGCAAUACCAAGCUGCAGUAGCCGCCUCUCAGCUUCCUCCAACCCCCCCUCCUCCCUCUCCCACCCCCUCCUCACCUAUUCAACCCCCCCAGCCCAACGAGGCUGUGCAGCCCCCGCUAGGACCGAACCCCGACCCUAACCCUCUACCAGAGAACCAGCCGGCCAACCCCAACAUCCAGAUGAACGCACAGGGUGGGGCGGUGUUGAACGAUGACGAGCUGAACCGAGAUUGGUUGGACUGGUUGUACACGGUGUCUCGUGCCGGCGUGCUCCUUAGCAUUGUUUACUUCUACUCGUCCUUCAGCCGCUUCGUGAUGGUGGUCGGUGCCAUGCUGUUGGUCUACCUGCAUCAGGCUGGUUGGUUCCCCUUCAGGCUGGAACAGCCUAACCCCAGAGCAGGAGACGGACCUCAAGCUCCUCAGGAGGAGGCAGAGAGACACCAGGACAUGCAGGAAAUGGAACGUCUGAUGGAUGAUGGUUUAGAGGACGAUGACAGUGGGGAGGAGGGAGGUGGAGGGCAUGAGGACCAGGCUGCUGCUGCUGCUAUACCUGAACCAAGCUUCCUUACUACCGCGUGGUCCUUCAUCAGCACCUUCUUCACCUCGCUCAUCCCAGAGGGACGACCCAGGGCGGCCAACUAGACGGAAUCCAACCUGCUGCCCUUCUUUCUCAUUUCCCCCUCGUCCUCUUGCCAGCAGGUACCGCUCUGCAGAAAUCUAACCGUCUUUAACACCUCAAAUAAACUUCUUCAGAUAAGCAAACAUGCUCAAAUACCCUCUUUUUUCAAGACCAGCUGGUUCAGCUCGAACCAGUCAGCUUCAAACCUCCAAAAAGCUGCCAACAAACGGAGCGAUUCUUAAGCUAGUACCCUGAAGUGUAAGAGAAGAGUUCUGCAGGAGAAGAAAAGGAUAUUCAGAAAGUAAAUAUUGCGCUGUGUUAACAGGUUAAAAGCUUCAGCAGUGGAUUUUUUUUUUCUCCAUUGGUGGUGAAUUCAUUUUGUCGUGAGAAACUGGACGGAGCUGUCUUCCAUUUAAAGCAGUGAAAAUAAGGAUGUUAAGACUUUUUAAAGAGGGAUGUGGUGACAUAAUAAAGAAAAGAAAUCUCCUGAAGUAAAAGGGGAACCUUGUGUCCUUAAAUCAUAAAAAACCACAUCCCUAAAGACAUUUUCAUGUAUGCACAUGAUGUGCAUAUUGACAUUGCAGCUACUGAAGCACAUUGUUUUCCCACUUUGUGUAUUUGAACAUUAUCUAUUUACACAUGUAAGUAUAUGCAUCUUUAAUUCCUGAAUAUAAGCAUUUUUUUGGAAUAAAAUCUUGCUGCGGUUUGAA
Cheilinus undulatus (humphead wrasse) is the source of this 2298-nucleotide messenger RNA. RefSeq names its product HERPUD family member 2 (gene herpud2). Gene Ontology annotation, biological process: endoplasmic reticulum unfolded protein response. Lineage: Eukaryota; Metazoa; Chordata; Actinopteri; Labriformes; Labridae. Bases 352 to 1611 code for a protein of 419 amino acids. Gene Ontology annotation, molecular function: protein binding. The record is from RefSeq and is a predicted model, not a curated record. The transcript has 9 exons.